Trematomus bernacchii (emerald rockcod) is the source of this 1295-nucleotide messenger RNA. RefSeq names its product TP53 induced glycolysis regulatory phosphatase b (gene tigarb). Gene Ontology annotation, cellular component: cytosol. The transcript has 6 exons. Lineage: Eukaryota; Metazoa; Chordata; Actinopteri; Perciformes; Nototheniidae. The coding region runs from base 64 to 876 and encodes 270 amino acids. The record is from RefSeq and is a predicted model, not a curated record. Gene Ontology annotation, molecular function: fructose-2,6-bisphosphate 2-phosphatase activity. Gene Ontology annotation, biological process: negative regulation of glycolytic process; positive regulation of DNA repair; regulation of pentose-phosphate shunt.
AAGAAGAUUACGUCACAUAUUUGCCGGUGAACUAACCCGGAUGUAACAGCAAGUGCGUUGAAGAUGUUUACACUCAGUUUAACCCUCGUGCGACAUGGGGAAACACAGUACAACAAGGAGAAGCUGCUGCAAGGUCAAGGCGUGGACACACCUCUGUCAGAAACAGGUGUGCAGCAGGCUGAGGCCGUAGGAAAAUACCUCCGAGACAUCGCAUUCAACUAUGUCUUUUCCAGUAACCUACAACGAGCCAUACAUACGGCUGAAAUAAUUAGGAGGAACAACACUCAUUGUUCUGGCACGGAGAUGGUUUUGGAUCCAUUACUCAGAGAGAGGGGUUUUGGUGUUGCUGAAGGACACCCCAAAGAGCAUCUGAAGAACAUGGCAAACACUGCCGGCCAGUCCUGUCGUGACUACACCCCCCCAGGAGGAGAGACUUUGGACCAGGUGAAGCUACGAUUCAAAAAGUUCCUCAAAGCCCUUUUCCAGCAAUUAUCGGAUGAACACGGCAGGGCGGGAGCACCUGAGGCUGCAAACGGGACGGCAGCUGCUGCCUCGGAGCGGGCUCCUGGUGGCUCGGCUGAGGACGGGCUCCAGGAAGCGUCGGUCCACGCUCUGGUCGUGAGCCACGGAGCUUACAUCCGUGUGGCCAUCAAGCACCUCCUGGAGGACUUAAAGAGCUCUCUGCCUGCAGGGGCCAAGAUGUCCCAGGUGUUUUCUCCAUGUCCAAACACGGGCAUCAGUCGCUUCGUUUUCACCCUGAGCCCCUCCGAGUCGGGCCCCGUCCUCUCUGCUGCUCGCUGCUGCUUCACCAACAGGAAGGAGCACCUGGGGAACCUCACAGCUGCUGAAAAGUGUGGAGGGAAAGAGAUGGGAUAAAAGUUUUUUGUACGGCGUUGGCGUAUUGGUGUGCAGAUGUACACAGUCUAUGAUGGGAACAAUCAUGAAUCAUGAACACUAAACCGAAAAAACAGGGAAAUACUUCAAGCAAUGCACACUGAGAAAUAAUGUGUUCUCAUUAAUGUGUAUAUAUAUAUAUAUAUAUAACGUUUUACUUAGAAUCAACAAUAAGUGUCCAGUACUGUAUUGUCAAACUGUUCCUUCAUCCUCCCAAGUGAGGCCAGUGAGAAUUUAAGUACUCAAUAUAACUUUAUUGCCUCUUGUAUCAUGUUAUACCAAAGUCAGAACUAUUUAAUGUAAGUUUGAACACUCCGUAUGCGUGGCAUUUUUAAAUGUGAUGCGUAUCUUGUAAUGCUGCUGCUCAUUUCACUUGUGCAAUACAACAUGACAAACCUGAA